Messenger RNA from Rotaria sordida, 963 nucleotides. The record is from the annotation of a GenBank genome assembly. Lineage: Eukaryota; Metazoa; Rotifera; Eurotatoria; Philodinida; Philodinidae.
AUGUAUUAUCAAUUGAUAUCACAUUUAGCUUCGUUACAAUACCAUCUAGAUAGAAGUAUUAUUAAUUUUCAAAUCAAAGAUGAUUCUGAUGUACCAUUAAUUAGUUUUGAUGAAACUCAUUUCUAUUAUGGGUAUUUACGUGAUGGAUUAAUAAAACGAGGAAUUCCAAGUUUGAUUAAUACUCUUGCUUGGCCUAAUGGUAUAUCAUUAGACAAAGCAAUUAUACCGAAUACAUGGACAGCAAUAGAAUAUACAGCUAAACAUUCUACAUCAGAUGUAUUAGCAGUAUUACGAAAACAUGCACCAAAUCACAAUCCAUUUAUGGUUAUGGAAUAUUAUCCAGACUGGAUAGAUUAUGAAGGACAACAUCAUCGAGCAAUCGAUAGUAAUAUAUUUGCCGAAGGCGUAGAUAAAAUAUUAAAAUAUAAUGGUUCAAUUAAUUUUUACAUGGUAUUUGGUGGAACAAAUUUUCAAUUUACAAACGGUGGUGAUCAAACACUAGCAUAUCAUCCAAUAAUAACAUCUUAUGAUUAUAAUGCUAUAAUUACAGAAUGUGGUGAUACAUAUCCAACAAAAUUUAAAGCUGUACGUGAUAUUAUUGCAAAAUAUCUACCAUUACCCACUAAUCCCAAUACCGGUAUCAUCACCAAAAGUUAUGGCUAUAUCCUUUAUUCUACACAAUUAAAAAAUUUUAUCGGUCUCGGUGAACCAUUGUUAUUACCAUGGAUGCAAGACCAAGCAGUUGUCUUAUUAGAUGAAAUGGUACAAGGUGUGAUUGAAUGGACCAAAAAAGAUCCGUUAACAUUAAUUAAUUCAAAUUCUUUGAAGACAAAUCCAAAUCCAAGAUUAGAUAUUUUGAUGGAAAACAAAGGACGUUGUUGUAGUGUUUUACCAAACUUAGGAUGUAAUUUUAAGGGUAUGAAAAGUAAACCUCGAUUAGGCCUACGUGAAUUAGGCAAUUAG